AAAAUACGGCUGCUGCGCAUGCGCAGUAACAAACGUGCCUAUGUGGACAAGUCCUCUUCAUUUCUCAAUUUGUCAACGGAACAGUAGAUAUGGGCUUCAUAUGGUUGAUUAUAUUGGUGGUCUGCAGUUUCACUAGGGCAGACCAGGACGAGAGACUGCCGAACAAAUGUGAAGUGUGUAAGUUCCUCACUAUGGAGCUUCAGGCGUCGCUGGAGAAGACUGCCCGUUCAAAAGAGGUAUUUGAGCUUGGAGAGGUGCUGGACACUGGCAAAAGAAGACGCAAGAUAAAAUACAACACCUCGGAAACGAGGCUGACGGAGGCGGUGGACAACAUCUGUGAGGGAAUCCUUCAGUACAACAUCCACGCUGAGCGACCGGGCAGCCUACGCUAUGCCAAGGGUGCCAGUCAGACCAUGACCACGCUGAAGAACCUGGUCCACAAGGGGGUGAAGGUGGACCUCGGGCUGCCGUACGAGCUGUGGGACGAGCCCUCCGUGGAGGUCUCUGACCUGAAGAAACAGUGUGAGACGAUGCUGGAGGAGUACGAGGAGGUGGUGGAGGACUGGUACUUCCACCACCAGGACCAGCGACUGGAGAGGUUCCUGUGUCAGACCCACGUCCUCAGCCCCCCCGACCUAGAGUGUCUGGAGGAGGUGUGGAAGGGAGAACUGGGGGCCAAAGCAGUGGAGGAGGAGAAGACCACGUCACAUGACGCUGGGGAACUGUGAUGAUGAUGACGACGACGACGAUGAUCACACUCCGGACUACACAACACAAUGCCUCUGUUUGACCUUUGACCUUUGACCCUUGACCCUAGGCUGUGCCCCUGCCUGUUCUUACUCCUUCCUCCCUUCCUCAAUGUUAUCCCGAAAGGGAAAAGUAUCUCUAAAAUGGGAUGACAUGAGUUUACAUGAGAAGCCAUGGUUGUAAUAUUGGCCUGGCCGGACGUCCAAACUGCACAAUAGCUCUGACUUUCAUGAGGUAUAAACUUCCUGUCUUUUUUAAAGCCCAUUCAUGUUCAUCCAAUAAGGCUUUAUACCUGCACAACAGAAUGUAGCCUAACUUUAUGCAACUAAUUGGGAACCUUUUCUACGAUUUUUAUUUUAUUGUUGUCCAUUUCAGUAUUAUUUUACACUAAUGUUGCUCAGUAUUUUUUUCUGAGCUAUUUUAGACAUGUGCCUUAUGUACAGUUUUACAUCAUUAUUGCAGUAUUUUUAUAUUUGUUAUGCUUGUUAUUCUGCCUUUCAAAAUGAUUACUUGGUGGCACUUUUAUAGGCAAUUAAAUGACGAAUAUACAACUGUGUCAAACUGUUCCGACACUAAAAACCAUGUCAUUAAAAGUUUUAAAAAAGAGUUAAAAAAAAUGCUUGAUUGUGUGUGAUUAAUUUCAGGUGUGUCAAACGACCCAAAAAGAUCCCAUUUGUUCUCAUUCUGGAUGGUUCCUUUUGGCCUAAGGAUCUUCCUUAAUGGAGAAACCUUUUCCGUUCACCACCGCAAUGGCACCGCUUUCCCUCCACGUCGUCCUGCUGGUGAUUAGAUGGCUGCCGGUCGCGUGCUACAGCUACCAAUCAAAGUCCCUUUUCAUGACUUUCUCCGAGCUGGCCGCCCUUGAAAAAAAGUCUCAGGACCGCGUUUUGGUGAAGUGCCUUCAGGACAGUAUGGAGGUGACGGUGGUGGAGGAGAAGGCGGAUGCUUUUGGUCUGGGGUUCCCCGUUGACCCUAAACGCCUGAACCUUGGCCCUGUGGUCCAAUCACAGAGCCGUUGCCAGGCAGAGGCCAGUGGAAAGGGGGCUUACACCUUCCGAGCCCAGCAUGGAGAGUGUGGCACGAAACUAAUGAUAUCAGAUGACAACAUUGUCUUCAGCAACCUGCUGGUCUACUCUCCUCCUCCCACUGAAGCUGGACAGCUCCCUCCAACUCCCUCCCUGGCUGUUCCAGUACACUGUAUUUAUAAACGGAGGUAUGGGGUGAGUAGCGGUCCUCUAAAACACUCCCGGGCCCCAGUGGUUCCCCGCUUCUGGCCUUCCACCUCCAACUCCGGCUCAG
Molecule: messenger RNA, 2046 nt
Organism: Gadus macrocephalus (Pacific cod)
Lineage: Eukaryota; Metazoa; Chordata; Actinopteri; Gadiformes; Gadidae
Gene: cnpy4
Product: canopy FGF signaling regulator 4
Exons: 8
Coding region: 90-728 (212 amino acids)
Biological process (GO): egg coat formation; binding of sperm to zona pellucida; positive regulation of acrosome reaction
Cellular component (GO): endomembrane system; extracellular matrix
Molecular function (GO): signaling receptor binding; acrosin binding
Source: RefSeq, a predicted model, not a curated record